This is a messenger RNA of Cyprinodon tularosa, 2892 nucleotides long. RefSeq lists its product as uncharacterized. Gene Ontology annotation, cellular component: nucleus. Gene Ontology annotation, biological process: regulation of transcription by RNA polymerase II. The coding region runs from base 169 to 2892 and encodes 907 amino acids. The record is from RefSeq and is a predicted model, not a curated record. NCBI's taxonomy places the organism in Eukaryota, Metazoa, Chordata, Actinopteri, Cyprinodontiformes, Cyprinodontidae. The transcript has 3 exons. Gene Ontology annotation, molecular function: protein binding; DNA-binding transcription factor activity, RNA polymerase II-specific; RNA polymerase II cis-regulatory region sequence-specific DNA binding.
CUGAAACGUCCACGUCAUGCGUUGCUCCCGAUAUGAAAAGCGUGUGAUUGUUUUCCACAUGAGACCCUCUGCAGAAAGAGUGGGACUAUAUAUCCUCAAUGGGAAGUCUUUUUUCACUUUAACUACAAGCAAGACGGACAAAGACUGUUAGUCGUCUUCCACCAAAAUAUGGAGGGAACAUCCUCUCUCCAGGCGACCGACACCAGUGCAGCAUUACAUGCAGCAUCAUUGCUGGCGACUCUAAACCAUCAGAGACAUCAAGGUUUAUUCUGUGACUGUGUACUAAGGCAGAGGCGGAGCUCAGACCAGCUCUACCAUGCACACCGGUGUAUUCUGGCAGCCUCCAGUCCAGUGUUGGCAUGCAUCCUGUCCUCAUCUGGCGCUCUUGUGGAACUAGAGGAUCCAAGUCUCUCGGACUCCGUGUUACCUUCCCUUCUGGACUAUAUUUACACCGGCGUUCUUCCAUGCCCUCUCAGCCAACAGGAUUAUCACAGACUGCUCUCUGCUGCCCGCCAUAUGCAGAUGAAAGAACUGCAGGACGCUCUGAAUGCAGCCUGGCUACAGAUCCAAGCUAAAGCCUCAGAUGAAAAAAGUGCCCCUGGCAUAGUUGAAAUGUAUUCAGUUAAAGAGACAGAACAUAAUUAUAAAAAUGAUUUGAAGACCUUCAAAGAUCUGCCACCAUCAAUCACAACAUGUUCUUUUCAAAGGCUCGAAACAGCACCUACAGAGCAGUUUCCUAAUGAGGAGACAUUUCCAGAAGCCUGUCUAAAUUCAGCCAGCAUUGAUCCCACUACUGAAAAUAAUGAGAGUAUUAGAAAGCAUUAUGCAAAUGGUCACAGAAGAAAUGAACCGACUAUUUUAAAUGACUUCAAUACUUUCAGCAUACUUGAAAACAAUGUUAGAGAGAAUACUGGUGACUACAGACAAGUCAAGUCUCCGAUACAAAAGGACCCAAUGAGCCAUAAAACGGACAAAUCUGAGGUACAUAAAAUCUCAGGAGUAAUCCAAUACCAGGAUGAGAGCAAUUCAUCUGACCUUCUAGAACUACAUACAGGACAGAAAAUCCCAGAAGAUAAGCCACUCCAUGUAUCUGAGGACAGAAAGAGACGCUCCUCAUCUUCUUCAUCAUCACCACACCGAUUCUGCGAGGCAGUGCCUGUCAUCUGUCACAGUAGCCGAGCUGCUGUCCUGCAGAAUUCAGAAGUCUCUGCAGGGCGUCCUCACAAUCAAGCAUUGCAGCCUCUUCCCAACAUGGGUGAUUUCUCCCUCUCAGUCAGCACAAGCAAUGACACAUUUAUCGAAGCUAUUAGCACUGAGUGCAAAGCUCAAAAUGGAGUCCCAAAUCAGGACACCAGAAGAACUAUAUGGCACACUAAUGACCGCAAGGGGAACAAGGAUUACAAUAGCAACAAUUUGCAUCCCUUUAGAGUCAGUGAACAAACCUGCAAGAGUGCAAUCUAUAAUAUGAACAACAACUCCCAGCAUGUCCAUCAGGAUUCUUUGCAAAGUUCCACAAGUCAGCUUGGAGAGCAUUCAGACAACUUAAGGAGACGCUCAAAACACCAAAUUGAAAGUGAUUUUGAUUCUGUUUCCUACAAACAUCAGCGCUUGGAUUGUUUUGAAUGUCAGAAGGUAUUACUGGCAACUGCGACACAGGAACAAUCGAAAGAUCCCAGAGCUGUAAUUUCAUUUCUCGACACACAGAGCGAUUCUAAUUCUAGAGAAUGCCUUGAGGUGGAAAUCAAAGGGGAACACAGUUACUCUACCCACUGUCUUGAUGUAACAGACAGUCCUUGCAAGGCAUCUGAACCUCUAAUAGACUGGCAAGCUAACAUUUACAAAGAUGACAAAAGCAGAAAAGAUGAUAUAUCUUGCAGGGAUGAAUACAAAGUAUGUAGCAAACAAACAUUAUCUGCUUCUAAAUACUGUGAAAUAUCUGAAAGUAGAAAAAGUUCAAGCCCUGAAACUGUGGUGCCAUGUUGCUCUUUAACAGCACCCAUAGACCACAACCUUUCUGGCACUGCAAGGCACACAGGUCAGCCAUACCACGGACAUAUUCCAUACCAGGAUGAACCCCAUGAGGAUGAACACAAACUCUCCAAACCUGGCCUCUCUCUUGAUCCAGAUGAGUUAAGUGAUGGGGUUAAUACUGGAUCCUUUACUUUUUUUGGUCAAAGGUCUCUGAGUCAAUAUCUCCCUGUAAAGACAGAAGGAAAACUGGAUGUAAACACCAAACAUGAUCUAGAUAUGUCCAGUCAACAUGGAUCUGAAAAAGAAGAAAAGCAGUUUGUUGACAUGGAGACGGUUGCAACUGCAAAUCAUGAAAACGCACAAAUGAUUCAUGGUUCCUUUAUAGGCAGACCGGGGACCUUUUCUGAGUCUGAUAGUCGGAGAGACAGCAAAGAUGGAAGCCUUCUUUAUAUAAAAGAGUGCACAACAGGAGUUUGGGUGACAAACAACACUGAAAUCAUGGCAGUUUUUAAGCCUGACGAGGGUAAAACCAAGAUCAGCACCACUCCAAUUUGUUCACCCCUUGGUGAGUCAGACUGUGAUAGAGCCUCUAUGCCAUCCACUGUAUCUGUCUGCAUACCUUCCACUCUUCCAGCUGGUGAGUCAACAGAUAAGUCAGCUCAUCUGUCAUCUCCCAAUCAUCAGCCUUUCCAGUGCUCCCUCUGUGAUCGUUCAUUUAGUCAAAGAGGUUCUCUGAACAGACAUGUGCGAAGCCAUCUUGGGGUUCGCCCCUUCCCCUGCCCCUGCUGCCCAAUGACCUUCUCACGGCAAUACCGUGUCACAGAGCACAUGCGUGUUCACCAGCGUUGUGCCCUUGGAAAUAGCUCACAAAAGUCCCCUGAGGCCUCGGUUACAAACAACGUGGAAAGGCCACAAAUCUAA